AUGGCCAUGAUGACAGUGUAUGAGGUCCAGUACAAGCGCCUGCCCGCCUUCCACGCAGCCAUUUAUAUACACCGAGACGAGAAAGGCGGCUUCAUGUACCACACCGUCGGUUCCCACACGGCGGGCUUUCGGUACGAAGCCUGUAAAAGCGAGCGACCCGAGAAGUCCAGGAGCCUGUAUAAGAUGUGGCCGAGGGGGAAAGUAGCACCGGAGGACUUGCCUCGAGUCGACUUGGUUUGUCAGAAUGUGCCCGUACCUCGCAUCCGAAGCAUUUCCGGCGUGCGAAUUGAGCGAGAUUGCCGGCACUGGGUGCAUCAAGCGCUUGGUGACUUGCGGACCGCAGGAGUUCUCCAGGAGAUGAGCCGGACAAAGUGA
Messenger RNA from Fonsecaea multimorphosa CBS 102226, 375 nucleotides. RefSeq lists its product as uncharacterized. The transcript has a single exon. Bases 1 to 375 code for a protein of 124 amino acids. The record is from RefSeq and is a predicted model, not a curated record. NCBI's taxonomy places the organism in Eukaryota, Fungi, Ascomycota, Eurotiomycetes, Chaetothyriales, Herpotrichiellaceae.